Molecule: messenger RNA, 3634 nt
Organism: Xiphophorus couchianus (Monterrey platyfish)
Lineage: Eukaryota; Metazoa; Chordata; Actinopteri; Cyprinodontiformes; Poeciliidae
Product: nucleolar protein dao-5-like
Exons: 6
Coding region: 299-1672 (457 amino acids)
Source: RefSeq, a predicted model, not a curated record
GAAAGUCAUGGAAACGACGUUAGCGUCCUCAAGCCUAUAAAUGACGCUGACCUUCUGAGUUCUUUCCCCUUUGCGACGGGACUUUUGAGAGAGACGCCUGAAGGAGCCUUUACAGCCUCGGAAGGUUUGAGCUUGUUGAAAAGUCUGCUGUGCAAAACUUGCUAAAGAAGCACUUGCUGAAAUACGCACUUGCUGAAGAAACCCGUGGAUAACAAACCUGCGACAGACGGUUCCUGACCAGAAGAAGAAGAAGAAGGAGGAGGAGGACCAACAGGGUGACCAGCUGGAAGCCCAUACCAUGGCGCUUCCAGCAGAUGGAUCCCCAAUGUUGGAGGGACAUCCAGAUAAUGGUAAGGAUCACGGUAAGGUGUGGUCAAAUGAAGCCGAGGAAGACGAGGUAGGUAAUGCCGGUACUGCCGGCUCCAGUUGUAGCUCUUCUGCUAGCUCUAGUGGUAACUCUACUACCAGCUCAAGUGACGACGAGGCUGAUAAUGAAGACCAGGAUGACUUUAAAUCCCGACUUUGUUUUGUCAAGGUCCUUGUAGGAAAGCUUCAUCUGUCAUUGAAACAUCACAAUUCGACGGUUGAUCAGCGGGGCGCCGCUAAGAGUAGUACAACAGUGGACCUUGCAGGUGCUGCGUCACAGCUGCUUGAGAUUCUUCCCCAAAAUUUCAAAUACAAACAAGACAUUGGGGUAGCUCAGAAGCCUCAAGAAGACAAGGCUCCCUGUACUUCACUUGAAUUCGCAUCUGGACUUGACAAACAGGAAGAGCCCAUUUUGCGUCCAGAGAACCCCAGACCUAUCGGUACCUCGCAACAUCAUCAGGUAGGUUUGGAAGAGGGCAGGGCUUCUUUGACUUCCGGCCGCACCAGGAGCACUACACAGAAGGUGGAUGAUGUGAAGGAGGAUGACCCACCAUCAAAGCCUAGUUUUGGUACAGCGCUUCCUUCCAGCUUUGAAGUCACCUCUGAACUUGACAAACCAGAAGAGCCCAUUUUGCGUCCAGAGGACUCCAUUUCUAUCAGUGCCUCGCCACAACCGCUGGCAGGUUGGAGAAAUUUAGUGGCUUCUUGUACUUCCGGCCGCGCCAGGAGAACUACAAAGAAGGUGGAUGAUGUGAAGGAGGAUGACCCACCAUCAAAGCCUAGUGAUCAGGUAGGUUUGAAAGAGGACGUGGCUCAUGCGACAUCUGUGACUGGCAUAAACGGAAAGAGGACAAAGGACAGUGAUGCUGAAGAGCAGCCCCCAGCCAAGAGGAGUAAGGACACUCUUGCUGAAAAGGAGCUCACUGCCAAGAAGACCAGGAACAGUGUUGCUGAAGUGAAACUCCCAGCCAAGAGGACCAGGAAUAGUGACGAUGCUGAACAGGAGCCCUCUGCCAAGAGGAUCAGGGAGAAUCAAACUGAAGAUGUGCUCCCCUCCAAGAAGACCAGGGACAGUGUUGCUGAAGAGAAGCCUCCAGCCAAGAGGACCAGAGACACUGUUGCUGAAGAGGAGCUCCCAGCCAACACAACCAAGUAUAGUGAUGAUCCCGAAUGGGACGAGAUCGUUCAAAGAAUCGGCAGAAGGAUGGCAUGGAGAUAUGGUAAAGAAUGGGAGAACCAGCCCAUUCCGUCAACCCCUCUGUUCAUUCCCUACCGAAAGACAGACCAUGAAGAUCCCGUUCUGUGAUCCCCUGUCCUCAGUCCCUCACCAAGGACGUCGUGUGAGGAUCCUGGUCUGUCAUCCCCUGUCCUCAGUCCCUCGUAUAGAAUGGCAUGUAAACUUCCUGUUUUGUUAUCCCCUGUCCUCAGUCCCUCACCAAGGACAUCGUGUGAGGAUACUAGUCUGUCAUCUCCCGUCCUCAGUCCCUCUUGUAAAAUGCCGCAUAAAUGUCCUGUUUCGUCGUCCCCUGUCCUCAGUCCCUUACGAGGGACGAUGCAUGAGGAUCCUUUUCUCUCAUCCCCUGACGUUAGUUCCUCACCAUUGACGCACUGUGAAGAUCACGUUUUGUCACCCCGUGUUUUCAGUCUUUCACCAUCAACACACCGUGAAAAUCCAACUAUGUCAUCCCCUGACUUCCGUUUCUGGAUUGAGACUGAAAAGGACAUAGAAGAGGAACCAACACCUUCAACAUCUGGUGGAACGACAGCAAGAGUUCCAGACACAUGUGGUUUAGACCUCGCCACGUUUUAAGUGACUCUGAUUAGAUUGGGAUCCGUAAAAACUGAAGACCUAUUUGGGAAAUCACAUUAGGACAUCAUCAUUUCUCUGUUUUUUUGUUUUUUUUAAAUCAAAGCCAAUGGGUUUCUAGCAAGCCUGUGGAAGCAAUAGGCAGCGCCUUGCACCGGGGCUGUUCUUUAUCCCGCUGCUAGAUGUAGCAUUUUAGAUGGUGAGGAUCCUGGCAGGUCUGAGGAAGCCUUAGGUAGCGCCUUGCACCGGAGUUUUCUUCAUCUUUGCGAUUUCUUCUCAACUCCCCCAUGUUUCAGGGUGAAAUAGCGGUUCUUCCUCACGCUGUGCUCUCCGAUAUAGUAAAUUGUUCUAUCCUGUUCCUCCACUAAUCCAGUCUCCAAGUUUUUAAUCUUUCAGGUUUUAGCUGCUCAUCGCUGGAUCCUUUCGUCGUCGUCCAUGUGGUUCCUGUCCUUCUGGACCCCUUGUUUUUCACGCUGCUCGUUGGAUCUCCUCCGCCUGUAAUCCUCCACCUUCAGCACCACCAGUCAGGGGAAGGAAGAUAAGAGAACCCAGUUGACAAAAAAAGUAAGAAACUUAUUUUCAUUUUAAAUAUGGAAGAAAUUGAGGUCAAAUUUCAAAAUUGUUCUUCCUUCUGUCCACAUAUAUUCUAUUUGUUAACCCUGUUGUCUUUUCUCUGGAUUUCAUUUCUACAUCAACUCAUGUCACAUGACAUGAGUUGACCAACAAUUAAAGCAGAAGACCAGCUCCGCCUGUAAUCCUCCUUCAACACCACCAGUCAGGUGGAGGAAGAUAAGAGAACCCAGUUGACUAAAAAAAGUAAGAACAUUUAUAUCUACACAACAUGAUUAAUCAUUUCAAAUAUAGCUGCGGAGAGCUGAACUGAAAGUUAGAAACUGUCUGCUGUCCAUGCAUAUUUUCCUCCUUCACUUUAUCUUCUCUCUUUAUUUCAUUUCUCUGUGAACUCAUGUGAUGACUGGAGUUGACCAACAAUUAAAGCAGAAGACCUGCUCCACCUGCUGAUCUACUGGUUGUAACAGCUUGUGGGAAAGCAUCACUGGACCAAUCAGGCGAGAGAAGACAGAGAGGACUGAGGACUGAAACGAAAAUACUCUGCCUGCCAAAAAAGGUAGACGAUCCAGUGGCCCCAGGUUUACACACCAUCUGUUGGUUUGAGGCAGACCAACCGCUGGGGAGAUGGACCUCACCUGGCACCAUUACUCUGGAUGUAACAGCUCAACUCUGCUGUCAAAACAUCAAUGACUCGAGAAGCGGACAGCGAGAUUUCUGGUGCCUGGCUGGAGACGAGAUUCUGAUUAUUCAAGAGCCAAAACAAAAUGUCAGAAUAAAUAGUUAGAAGGCAGAUUUGUUUUCUGUUUGUUAUUGUUUUCAUUAUUAAUGCUCCAUAACACAAAAUUCAUCACUGCUGUAACUCUUGAGUUGAAUAAAAUGUUCUUCUUUCAA